GAAAACGCGUUUGGAAAUAAGUCCUGAAUUACAGUAUUGUAAGUGCACGCUCGUGUUGUGCUUGAUAAAAAUGUGGCACGCGAUAUGUGCGUGAGUGUACCGAAAAUGUGAACCGACAGUGAAACAUCUCGUGUGUCUUUUUUAAAGCUUUGUUUUGAUUUUUACGGUGAAAGAAGUCGGCCGCUCCGCCAGCGUUAGACCUUGCAAACGCGGUGGGGAAAUUGAAUUUUAGAGCCGUACGGUUCGCCGUGGCACGAACGAUAAUUAUUGUGACGCGCUACCAAAAGAAGUAAACAGCUUAAACCAUAUAAGGACAUUAACUCCAUAACUCGUGCUUUGUGUGAAAAUAAAAAGUGAACGCACGACGCUGCGCCUCUGAGUGUGCCUGUGUGCGCGUGUGUUUGUAUGAGCAAGCGCGCGGUUCAAACUACUGCGAUCAUUCUUUCGAAUUUGCGGAAAACUCAGAGGCUACGAGUGCAUAGAAAUUGAAAUUCCCGAAUAGAAAUUCGGUUUGCUGUGGUAAUUCGCUCGAAGCAUACAACAUUUGAGAACGAGCGUAUCAGACCAGCGAUUGGCUAUUGAACAGCGACCCACAGGACAACAGAAAGCCGGCUGCACAUCGUUCAGAGCGAACCACUACGACAACAAAAUGGAAAUUACAGACGAUCGUGUUUAUGCCGCCGAAAAGAUCAUGAAAAAACGUGUGCGAGCGGGAAAGGCAGAAUAUUGGGUAAAGUGGAAAGGCUGGAGCCAGCGGCACAACACUUGGGAACCGGAAGAAAAUAUUCUCGAUCCGCGGCUCAUCGAUAUCUUCGAGAAGUCCUUACGCGGCAACUCCACGCUCAAGCGUAAGAAGAAAGCCGUGAUCGAAGAUUCGGAUGAUGACGAAGAGCCGGGACCGCCUCCGGUUUUGUCCACUCCGGAACCGGAACCGAAGCCAGAAAAGAAGGAUCCAGUGACUUCGACCAAGAAGGAAAAAGAUGAAAAACACCAUCAUCAUCAUUCGCAUCACCAUCAUCACCACCACCAUCAGAGUGAAGGAGGAGGUGGAAGCGGCAAGAAGGAAAAGGAAAAGAACAGUUCGUCCAGUCCCACGGAUGGCCUGAAGCAAAGGGCUGGCAACAGUUCUAGUAGUAGCAGCAGUCCAAGCAUUCCACCGAAGGAUAAAUCUUUGCCGGUUGAAGGUUCCAGUAUCAACACCAAACAGGAGGCGCAAGCGGCGGUUACUACCGGAAGCCACGGAGCGCUAGGUGGAGCUAUGACUGGGGGUCAGCUUCCCUGUUUGAAAAUUUCGAUCAGUGCAGUGUGUGCGGACGAGCCGAACGAUCAUGACACCAACUCCAAUUCGAGUGACGAUCAACCGCUCAGCCACAAGGAUCUGGCAGGCACUAAGCGAAAGGCCGAGGUACUAUCGAAGGGUGGCAAGGUAGGUGUUACGAUAAAAACUUCCUCUCCCGACGAAACAAGUGGAGGUCACCUGUCGAAGGUCCACCGGCUUGAAGCGACGCCCCUCGCGUGCUCGUCAACCGUCACACCGAUCAGUGCAUCAGCCAAACUCGAUCUAAAGCCCGCUGCACCACUUUCUCCGGACACACCCGCAUCACGCCCGGAAUCGAACAUUCCUCCGGCCGAUGGCGGUAAUCAGCCAGCGCUACCUGCCGCGGCCGUAGUCGGGCUGGCUGCAGAAGCGGGAGAUGAACAACAGCAGCCGCAGCGGGCCGAUGCGCCCAACAAUGAGCUGACCAAUGGAAAUGGAGGUGCCAACAUCAAUAACAACAACAAUCUAGAGAAGCAUGUCACACUGGCGCUAUCGCCCCGUUCGGCACCGCCGAAACUUUGGCUACCGAAAACACAAACGACCAAUCAGGUGUUUAUAACGGAUGUUACCGUUAACUUGGAGACGGUCACCAUACGCGAAUGCAAAACGGAGCGAGGUUUCUUUAAGACUCGCGAAAUGCAACAAGAAGGAGGUAACGACCUACUGCACUAAUGCUGUAUCGGGAGCGAAGUGGCAACAGGAAACAAAACGGAAAAUGGAGUCUGAUGAUCGUGUGUACCUGUGAGGAACUGAAUAGAAGAGAUCCGUUGCAAGUGUUGCUGUCAUGUUGACUGUUAGCUCCCCACUUUACUACCAAAAUACCACUAUCAAGAAGAAUUAGGAUUACCAUCGAAUGUGACGAUCGUAUCUCCCGAAUAAGGACUCGGAAGGGAAGUGACGCCAAAAUCAAACUGUAAAUAGUAGAGGGAAUACUCCGAACAUGUGUCACAGGCUAAACGCAGCAGACGGUAGGUGGGAUUAAAGCCCUAAUUUUCGAAAUUAUUAUCGAAAGAAAGAGAGAACACGAGAAAAAAGAGAGAAUGAUGUGAUGAGAGAGAGAGAGAGACAGAGUCAUGCAACAUGAAAUGUACAUACCGAGAUGGAAACUGCACAAGGGUCUUAUACGACACCAAGUUUUCCGUCGAGACUGCAAGAAAUCGAUACUAGAGGGAGGUUAAACUGAACACGGAAAUCCGACAUCCUGCUAGGAUAAUGAUGUGUGUUUGUGUGCGUGUGUUUGCGAGUAACUUUGGGGAGUGUGUAUGAACAAAGUGGCAUCUAUUGUGUCAUUUAUUGCGCGCCAUCAGUUUUGUGGGUUGGUAAACCUGAUCUUGUGAUGAUCAUCUCCGAUUGGUGCCACAACUCCUAAAUGGUCGGGAGAGAGAUUUUAAGCUUUUUCCAGCAAUACUUCUGUAAUGAGUUUUAAAACAGCGUGUGAAGGACGGUUCGGAAUUACCAAUCACUCAAUUGAUUGAUUGAAAUUCGUAAUAGGAAUUGCUUUUAAACGUAUAAUGCAUUAUUUGCUUACUUUUACCACAGUUGAAUCGAACCAGAGUUUUGACUUUGCACUGUUCUUAAUAUUCUGCUCGAUUUUCAUUCAAUUCGCAUCCACUACUGUUUCCACUGUGUUGAGACAGGAUCAUUGGGUGUAUAGCAUUAGUUAGUAUUAGUUUAUAUUGUCUUUACAUCUCCAUUGCGUACACAAUAACUUCAGUAGCUCGUAAAUACGAGAACACAGAUGAUCAUUAAGUACAACUUUCAAUUGUAACAGCAUUAAAAUGCGUUCAAAGUAAAAAAUGAUGGAGGCAAUGGACUUUUGUUAGUGUCCAAUCAUUCUAGAUCACAUUAUUCUCACGAACGAGCUUCAAAGUGUUUUGUUCUUUUCACUAUCAAUUAAUGUGCUAUAGAAGUAGCAGGAGAAAGUUCAUCAUUCAUGGAUGAAUUCACACGCCAAGAUCGAACUUAGGUACGUUGGUAUUUUAUUUACUCGUAAGCUUUUUGUAAUACUAAAUUCGUUACACAAAAUUUAUUAUAUUUCGACUUUCCGUGCGGGUAACAUGGAAAUGGAGCCCAUGUCUCGAUCAAAAGUAGAUCGUUAAACAGUCCAAUAUUCAUCUUGUAUAAGUAAUUAGUUUUUCCACUGGAGAGCGGAAAACGUUUAUUUAUGAUUCUAUUACUACCAAAAAUUUUAUCGAUUUAAUUUGAGCUUGUAAGGAUUUAUAGGUACCGUCACUGCGGAAAAACAAAGAUCGGGAGUGAAGAAUCUAAGCCGUUUCGAAACACAACUUGUAUUACUGAUGGUUUCCGUCGAUUUAUGUUGUUUAUGUGCACCGCGUUGUAAGGAAAACGAAAACGUGUUUUGAAUGACAGCACGGCAUCAAAAUGGACAGAGCAAUACCGUCAUACUAUGCUUAUUAAUGUACUCGUCGCAAGUUAGUGGAUGUUUUAAGUAGUACUUCGCAAAAGCAAAUACAUUCACAAACCCCUAAACGGACAAAUCGGAAACAAACAAUAAGCAACGUAUUCUGUGCUAUUUAUACACUCUUACGUAAAGUAUCUUUCGUAGUUUGUAGAGUACUUGCAACA
Molecule: messenger RNA, 3904 nt
Organism: Anopheles bellator
Lineage: Eukaryota; Metazoa; Arthropoda; Insecta; Diptera; Culicidae
Gene: Pc
Product: polycomb group protein Pc
Exons: 2
Coding region: 650-1990 (446 amino acids)
Source: RefSeq, a predicted model, not a curated record